AUGGCCGUGUUCAUAAUUGAUUUUAAUAUCGUCUGUAUCUUUCAUCCACUCACUGUCUUUCUCUCUCUCUCUCUCUCUCUCUCUAUCUAUCUACCGAUUUCUUUCUUUCACUAUAUCACUUUCUAUUUCUCUCUAUCUAUUUCUCUUACACACACAAUUUAUCUGUCUCUUCUCUAUUUCUAUCUCUGUCAUUCUCUCUCUCAAUCUGUCUAUCCCGCAAUUUAUUUACCUUUCUCUCUCUCUUUCUAUAGCUCUCACUUUCUCUCUUUAUAUUUCUCUCUAUCUGUCAGUCUCUGCCCCUCUUUCUCUACUCUACUAUCUAUCUAUCUCGCUCAGUAUAUGUAUUUAUGUAUCCCUCUCUCUUUACCUAUCUAUCUAUCUAUCUAUCUCUCUGACUGUCUUUAUAUUAAUCUCUAUCUGUCAAUGUAUCUCUCUCUAUCUCUUUAUAUGUGUGUGUGUGUGUGUGUGUGUGUGUCCCGAUCUAUCUAUCUAUCUAUCUAUCUAUCUAUAUAUCUAUAUAUCAGUCUGUUCAUAUGUUUCUCAGCUCUCUCUCUCUCUAUGUCUAUAACUCUCUCUCUCUCACUUUCUAUCUCUCUAAUCUGCUCACAUCUAUCAAUCUAUCUUUUCUCUCUCUCUCUCUCUCUCUCUCUCUCUCUCUCUCUCUCUCUUUGUCUGCUUCUUUAUCAAUCUGUCUUUCUCACUCAGACUCACCCAUUUCUGUCAGUCUGUCUUUUCACAUCUAUCUAUCUAUCUAUCUAUCUAUCUAUCUAUCUAUCUAUCUAUCACAUUGUCCCUAUCUCUAUUUCUGUUCCUUUAUCUCUCUCUAUCAGUUUCCUUCUCCCUCUCCAUCUCUUUUCCUAUCUAUCUCUUCAUAUCACUACCUCUCUAUCUAUUUCUCUCCAUCUAUAUCUCUCUAUCUCUUUUUAUUUCUUUCUCACUCUCUCUUCAGUUCUUUUGAAUAUAGAUUCAUUCCUCACCGCGCUCUGCUUAAGUGGUAUUUUGCUGAAAUGA
Acanthosepion pharaonis is the source of this 1011-nucleotide messenger RNA. The record is from the annotation of a GenBank genome assembly. NCBI's taxonomy places the organism in Eukaryota, Metazoa, Mollusca, Cephalopoda, Sepiida, Sepiidae.